CUGCUAAUUACGAAUAUUAGUAGAUCAAGUCAUCAACGAAAAUGAUCUUUUUCUUAAGAGCACUUAAUAUUGACACUGCCAAACAUCAUAAAGGCAAUUUACAAUUUUCGAUGUAAUAAAAAUUUAACUUUGCCAAUGCAUUCCUGCAUAAUGGAAGGUAUGGCACUUGUGCGAUCCACCCUUCAUUUUUGUGGGUCGCAAGCCGACAUUAGGCCAUAGUUGCACGUGUUAGUUUGUGAAAUACAAAUAAUUGAACAUAAUGCCAUGUUCCCACUUACCAAAUCUUAUUUAUCUAAUAAAGGAAGUAACUUAUGUCAAGUAUUAGACAAUUUCCACCCCAAUUACUCGCCACCCAACAAUAUUUAAAUAGAUGGUUCACGAUACCAACGGAUCGUAAAAAAUUUACCCAUUUAUUGCAGCAAUCAUGACUCGCUUCGCUCAAAUGUUGAAGAAAACGGCACAACACGCACAUCGUUAUCCUAAAGCCUGUCGUUUAUGCAACGGCAGACACCCGAUAAGGCUGUGUCCGGUCUACCGCGCGAAAAAUCCGGAAGAAAGAUUGCGCGAAGCGCUCUUGGGUAAAUUCUGCAGCAAUUGCUUGGCCAUGGAACAUCGCACUGAAAACUGCACAAGUGCGGAGAGAUGUCGCCGAUGCCACGACAAGCAUCACACCACCCUUCACCUGGACCCAGUCGACAGGAGACCCUGGAGUCAACCGGUUGCCGAGGAAGAAGACGAGUUGGAUGUGAUCUCGAUUUAUGCGUUCGAAUCCGGAACGGAAACUCGGUCUUUCCGUCCGGAACCGGAAACUUUAGAAAGGAUCGAACCCGGAGCGGAGACUCGGACUCUCCGCCCGAACAGCGACAGGGGAGCGGAAACCCGGACUUUCCGACCCCCACUCAACCACGAGACUCAAAGGUUGGCUGAAUCGGAAACAAGGUCUUUCCGAUCACGCCGACGAACACGACGAACCCGCGGAGCGGAAACCAGGUCUUUCCGCCCGCCCCAGCAACCACCACAGGCGAACCAACUUCGUCAGCAGAACGGAACGGUGGCAAGUUAUCGCCAGUUAAGAGCGUCAGGCAGCUUCCGAAACGGGCUCACAGACGGAAUAAUGCACAUGCAAGUGUUACGACCCAUGAUUUCUAUCUCACCAACGGCAGUUAUCAAGAUCGAAUCAGGAGGAAGAUUGCAUCUUAUCCGGGCCCUAAUAGACGCAUGUACGCCGUCAACUUUGAUAGCGCGAGACCUUGCGAGAGACCUUGGGUUACAAACCACUCGAGUAGGGAACCAACGGGGCUGCUUUCUGUGCCUUAGAGGGAAGCACGGCGUUAACAAAAAAGUGGCAACCCAUGCGAAAAUAAUAAAUAAUACCCGCCGGAUAUCUACGCCCAAAAGCGUCGACCCGACGAUAGUGUCUACAUAUGUGCACAUCAGACUCGCCGACCCGAAUUUCUUCGAAUCAUCUCCAAUUCGAAUCGUGCUCGGCGCGGACGUGUACGCCGAAAUUAUUAUGCCCGGUAGUCUGCCGACGUCCUUUGGACCCUUGUUGGCCCAAAGUACAAUAUUUGGUUGGGUACUCUCGGGCGCCUACCGCGCCUAAUUAAAAAAAAAAUAUAUAUACAUAACUCUUUUCAAUAACAUCUUUUUUUCUUAAUCUUGCUUAUAAUGAAUUUUUGUAUACGGUUAUUUUAGUUUUUUAUUUCUAAAUAAAAGUGCAUUGAAUUAUGACCACGUCUGUACCUUUAUUUCUCUCUCUCUCAUCUCCCAGCAGUAGGAAGAAGAACGGACAUUAACGCACUGGUCACCGGAGAUAUUUUGUUUUGCAGUUUUGAGAAAACAAUAAAAAUGACUGAAAUUGUAAACAGACUCAGG
Messenger RNA from Rhagoletis zephyria (snowberry fruit fly), 1875 nucleotides. RefSeq lists its product as uncharacterized. NCBI's taxonomy places the organism in Eukaryota, Metazoa, Arthropoda, Insecta, Diptera, Tephritidae. The record is from RefSeq and is a predicted model, not a curated record.